GCGGAGAGCGAGAAGACGGGGACUUUGGCCCUCGGUUGUCAUAUGGAGGUGCCGAGACGGCGGCAGCUUCUCCUCUUUCUCUGCUUCCGCUUCAGCCCAGUGACCUCUUUGAAGUCGACAGAUUUGCUCCAGAGAUGGCUCGGCCCACCCCUGCCGAAGAUCGAGGCGCGGCUCGGGCUCGGGCACCGCUCCGUGUCGGAGCGAGGUGACUUCGACCUCCAGGCCGGCCCUGGCCGAGGAUCGGAUGUGCCCUUCCGGGACGCUCUGCGAAACCAUGCAGAUUCAAGCCUGUGGAAACCUCAUCCUGAUCCAGUAGGGAUCUCCGCGGGCAUCGUGGUCUUCUUCUACGCCGUCUACUCCUUGUACAAAUACCAGCGCGAGGCCAACCGCAUCAUCAGCCUCUUUGAGGCCAACACCCAAAUCAAGGUGGCCAACAAGAGCUCAAAGGGUCUUCCAGUCUUCCAGAUUUCACUGAGCUCUUUGCAAGUCGGCAGUGUGCAGGAAGAAGAUUUGGUGUACCAGAUCGACACACUUGACAAGGCUUUCAAAGCGCGAAAAGCUCCGCUGGCAGAAAACCUUAGAGUCUUGCGUGAUGGCAUCCACGACAAGGAGAUGGCCAUUUGGAAUUUGGACCAUGGAGAGGAAGAAGUGCUGGGCCCGAGGAGCCUGGCCUUCGUUCACGGCCACGUCUUUGCGACGGUAUGCUCUUUGGUGAUUGUUGCCAACAUGGUGGUGAUGUUCGUGCAAUUCCAAGCCGAGGAGAAGCAGCCGUGGUUCGCUUUAGCUGACAAUGGCUUCCUCGUCUUCUACUGCCUCGAGCUGAUCUUGAAGGCACUCUACUACCAGAGCGGCCUGCUCUUUGGCCGCUGCUCCACCGUGUGGUGGAAUUGGCUGGACCUGGCCAUUGUGGUCAGCGGUCUCCUGGAACAGGCUGUCCUGCCUCUUCUGGGCAGCGGCGGCCAUCUGAACCUCACCGGUCUCAGGGCUUUGCGGCUUCUGAGACUGGCGCGGGUGGCGCGUGGCCUCAAGCUUCUUCGAUUCCUCGUGGAGUCCGAUCUGUCUUGGACGCAACAUCCGGCCUUCGAGAGCUUUAUGAUGGGCAUGAUUGUCUUGAACGCCAUCGUGAUGUGGCUGGAGCUGGACUACCCCGUGGCUUUUUGGGGGAUCCUGGAGCACGUGCUGCUGGUGAUCUACUCCUUUGAGCUGACGGUCCGUGUAGGCUUCCACGGCUGCAACUACUUCGUCCACGAGGACUGGACCUGGCACUACCUCGACUUCGCCAUCGUCAUGCUUGGUGUCUUUGAGCAGUGGAUGAUCCCAUCUUAUCAGUAUCUGCACGGACUGAUUCUGGGUCCCAGCCACGCCUCAACAGUGUCGAUGCCUGUUGUCCGAAGCUUGCGCGUGGCCCGUGUCUUCCGGGUUCUACGGCUCGCGCGCUUGCUGAGGAGCGUGAAGCAGCUUUACAAGCUCAUCAAUGGCGUGGUGCAAUCGCUCGCAAGUGUCGGAUGGGUAAUCCUUCUCACGUUCUUGCUGCUAUAUUCUGCUGCUCUGGUGUUCACCUCCUUAGUGGGACAGGGGUACAUUUACAACGAUCCUGACGAGAUGCCCGAAGAAGCUGUCCAGUACUUCGGAACGGUGUGGCGCUCCUUCUUGGCGCUCUUCAAGCUGAUGAACGACGACCAGUCAGUCGUUGCCCCCAUCAUCACCACGAUAACUGGUCAGAUCUUGUUUUAUGCUUUUAUGAUGCUUUCCAACUGGAUGAUGCUUGCGAUAUUGACUUCUGUAGUCUCAGACAACAUGAUGUCGGCAAGUCGAGUGAAGGAGGAGGAGGACCGAAAAAAAGCUUUCGAGGAAGACCAGCAGCGGGCCAAGCGGCGGAUCCAACAGAUUUUCCGCGAGCUGGACGAAGAUCAGAACGGCUCCAUUUCUGAGCACGAGAUGGUGACACUCCUUUCCGACCCAAAUCUUCAGGCAGAGCUCUGCGAAGCUUCCCGUCUUCACCCGGCAGAUUUAGUCGAGAUGCUCUACUGCAGCAGUUAUCGAACGCCCUCGAACGAGAGAGUCAUCCUCUACCACCAGUUCCUGACAAUGCUGCAGGACGAAUCCGGACAAGCGAAGGAGCGAUCGAUCUUCAAGGUCAUGGAAAGCAUGAGGGCCAUGGAGUUCCGACUGGAGAAGCGCCUGAACGCCGCGCUCCAGUACUUGAACGUACCACCCGAAGAGGUGGAUGGAUUGCCCUCGCUGAAUCAAGAGCUGGAGCGCACACGAGAGCUGGAGGAUUCUCCGGCACGCUCCCUCGCCAAGCACCUCUCGCGAUCAAGGGAGCUUUCCGAGAAGGCAGCGCGCGGAGAGCCUUUGCCGAGCAUCGUGGUCAUCAGAGGCCACAUUGGAGCUGAUGGCGGUGAUGUCUGCACGGUCUCCACGGGAAUCCAUGGCCUGCGGGAGCGCAUCGGUGAGAUUGAGCAGCCAAAGAACGCCUGGAUCGAAAUCGCCCGGCAGGCGAAGUCGGACCCGCAGCUGCGCGGAGUGGCCGAUGCGGUCGUGCAGCGGACGGGCGUGGAUGCCGAUGAUGUGCCCGAGGUGCCGGAGCCUGGAGAUCCCUACGCCAGGCGAAGCAAAAACCGCGGCGAGGGAUCCUUGGUCGUUGCUGAGAUCCUGGUGGCCAGGAUCUGUGCAAAACACCAAAGUGUCCGGCGGGAGAAGACCACCAAGAGGGUGACCAUCAAGCGCCCUCGCAGAAAUGAGAGCUACAACUGUUUCCAUGGAAGGCGCGUGUCCGACAGACUCCACAUCAUCGAUUUGGACGGCAAUCGGGCCGACAUCGAGUUGCCACCAGCUGAUGCAGUGGGCCUUGCAGGCGUGUCUGAUCCACCGCCUCUUUUUCUGCCAGUCAGUGAUGUUUGGACUGAAUUCACCCACUACCUCAGAAAAGAUGGGGUUACAGGUCCGAGUGGGCGACGCCAGAGGUUGGAUGACCUGCCACCCAUGCGUUUGUCGGACCCGUACACCUUGCUCUCCGAAUUUAUCUUCCUUGACGUGCAGUCGGCGGCGGAUCUGGGCGGUUUUCCUGGCAACCCGCACGUCUUGGAAGAGAUCGGCGAGGCAUUCCGCGUCGGCCAGACCCCGGCGAAGUUCCUCUGGGAGCCGCGAGGCUUCUACGACUCCGUGCGUGGGGGCGGCUACGACGACGUGCCGGCCUACGCCACGGGCCGGUUCCGGAAGACGGAGAUGAUCAGCGCCCGGGAGCUCCUGGACCGGGCGCAGGCAGCAGGCAAGGAGAACACGCGCUACACGCCCCAUUGUGAGCCGACCUUCACCCGUGGUGAGCUCGAGCAACGCAGGGAUGAGGAGAACUGCUUCCGGUACACGGAGCUGGCCAUCCCACGGGGGAUUCCGGUGACGAUCCUGGCAAGGCCCAUGAUUGCAGAGGCUGGUACCGGUGAAGGUGCUGAUUGCAACAUCCGGUUGGUGUCGCCCCAGGGCGAUGAAGGUCCGCCCCACGCUGACCUGAAGAACCUGAAGGAUCGGUUCCGCUUCCGCAUCCUGCGCGGCCAUCAGGUGGAGAACCUCCUCCGCCAUCGGGAGUUGAAUCCCACGGCGUACUAUGGCUUGGCCUUGGUCGCGAUAGCCUUCAUCGGCUGGGCUGCGUCUGGAUAUCCUGGCCUUGGUGCCUGA
This is a messenger RNA of Symbiodinium necroappetens, 3675 nucleotides long. NCBI's taxonomy places the organism in Eukaryota, Dinophyceae, Suessiales, Symbiodiniaceae. The record is from the annotation of a GenBank genome assembly.